This is a messenger RNA of Cynara cardunculus var. scolymus (artichoke), 4526 nucleotides long. Its product is annotated as ethylene-insensitive protein 2-like. The record is from RefSeq and is a predicted model, not a curated record. Bases 564 to 4160 code for a protein of 1198 amino acids. The transcript has 7 exons. Gene Ontology annotation, molecular function: cadmium ion transmembrane transporter activity; manganese ion transmembrane transporter activity. Gene Ontology annotation, cellular component: membrane. Lineage: Eukaryota; Viridiplantae; Streptophyta; Magnoliopsida; Asterales; Asteraceae. Gene Ontology annotation, biological process: ethylene-activated signaling pathway; metal ion transport.
UCAAAAGCAAACGAAUUUUAAUUUGUUGGUGCUCUGCUUAAGCAUCUUUGUUAAGUUUUUCAAGAAUUGUUUGAUGAUUCUUGUUUGUGUUUUUGUGGAUCAGGGUUUUAGUGUGGCGAUUGAAGACGAAGUUUCCCUAGUAAUGCUUUUGUAAGAGAGGUCACUUUGGAUUACAAAUGUUAGCUUCGAUCUCCAAAACGAGCCUAACUUGAUCAAUUAGGCAUAUCACCGUAUGCUCGUGUGAAGGCCAAAUGCAUAUAAUUCUAGAUUGUCAAGAAGCUGAUUUGAUUGUGACAACUAGUGUCAACAAUUUCAUGUGAUUGAAGCUGCUCCACUUUUGCGAUGAAUCUUCCACCCUUCAGUUUACUUGUUUCUAAUUAGGUGGUGUUGGAUAUAUGCAUCUCUCGACUCCAUGGAGCCAUCAGCAAAUCUUGAUCUGUUUUUCUAGUGGCAAUGCUUUUUGACAGCUUAGUCUUGAUGAGAGUUUCUAUUGGGUUAGAAACCUUUGAUUGAUCAUCAAGCCACUGGAAAUUUCUAGUUUUUUUGUUACUAAAGUUUCUGGAAUGGAGACUGAGGCUGUAAUCUCUAAACCUCAAUCAAGCAUCAUACACAGACUGUUUCCUGCUGUUUUACCUGUACUUUUCGUUGCAAUUACGUAUGUUGAUCCAGGAAAGUGGGUGGCGGCAGUCGAAGGUGGCGCUCGAUUUGGCUAUGACCUCAUCUUCCUGAUGUUUGUUUAUAGUUUGGCUGCUGUUCUCUGUCAAUACCUCUCGGCUUGUAUUGCUGUGGUCACUAGAAGAGAUCUUGCCCAGAUAUGCAGUUCCGAGUAUGACACAGUCACGUGUAUCUUCUUAGGGAUUCAAGCUGAACUAUCCAUGAUUGCUUUGGAUCUUUCUAUGAUUUUGGGCACUGCACAUGGACUUAACCUGAUUUUCGGCAUGGGCUUGUUUACUUGUGUCUUCUUGACUUCUCUGGAUGCUUUUCUAUUCCCUCUUUUCUCCAGUUUCUUGGAGACUGGCAAAGCAAAAUUCAUGUGUACUUGUUUGGCAACUGUUGCUUUACUUUCUUAUCUCUUUGGAGUGCUGAUGGGUCAACCAGAUACAUCACUCUCUGUGGGUAGCGGUGGUAUGCUAACAAAAUUCAGUGGGGAAAGCGUGUUCGUAUUAAUUAGUCUUCUUGGUGCAAGCAUUAUGCCUCAUAAUUUCUAUCUUCAUUCAUCUAUUGUGCAGCAAAAUCAGGGACCAGAACAGGUUUCAAAGGGAGCCUUGUGUCUUGAUCAGCUUUUCGCCAUUUCCAGCAUUUUCAGUGCCAUUUUUCUUGUAAAUUAUGUUCUGAUGAACUCAGCAGCAAAUGUUUUCUACAGUACUGGCCUAGAUUUGCUUACAUUUCAAGAUGCGCUGUCUUUAAUGGAUCAGGUAUUUAGGAGUCUGAUGGCACCGGUUGCUUUGAUACUGAUUCUGUUGCUUUCGAAUCAUACCACAGCAUUGACCUGGAAAUUUGGUGGUCAACCCGUCCUUCGUAAUUUCUUCACAAUCGACAUUUCUGGAUGGUUUCAUCACUCGGCAAUCAGAAUCAUCGCCAUUGUUCCUGCCCUCUUGUGUUCAUGGCAUUCUGGGGCCGAGGGGAUAUAUCAACUGCUAAUCUUUACUCAGAUUGUGGUGGCCCUUAUGCUUCCAUCGUCUGUCAUCCCCCUUUUCCGAAUCGCAACAUCAAGAUCAGUAAUGGGGGUGAACAAGAUUUCUCGAUUUCUCGAGUUCCUAGUCUUAAUCACGUUUAUUGGGAUGCUCGGCCUAGCAAUUAUAUUUGUGGUCGAAAUGGUAUUUGGGAACAGCGAUUGGGCGAGUAAUAUCAGAUGGAACAUCGGCAAUUGUGGAUCCAUUUCCAGUCCUUAUACCAUACUUCUUGUUACUGCAUUCCUUUCGUUCUUUCUGAUGCUUUGGCUUGUUGUGACCCCUUUGAAAUCUGCAAGUUUUCGAUCAGAUACGGUGCUGGAAUCAUCAUUGAACGAGAGAGCCGUAUACGAUAGAAUCGAAGAGUCCCGACAAAAGCAAGAAACAUGGCUCGAAGACCAUUCGGAUUCACCAAUUUUCAGUAAUGAGGUUGGUUUGCCAGAGGAACUAAUGGAAUCUGAGAAAGGGCUUCGUUUGACCACUAUCGAAGAACAUUCGUCUGAUAUCCUAAUUUCGUCACCACCAGAGGAAUCAGUAACUACGGUUUCAGGUGACGAAGCUAUAAUCGGCUUGAAGAAUGAAGAAUCUGAGUCAAUCGAAAGGACGUUAAGUAUAGACGGGAACUCACAGGUUGUCAAAGACCAGAAGAUUGAAGCUUGGCAGCCUGAAGAAUUGACCAAAGUGGUACCUGAAACAAACCAUUUGCUAACAAACGAUGGCCCAGGAUCGUAUCGGAGUCUAGGCGGGAAAAACGACGAUGUAGGGAGCGGUGCUGGAAGUUGGUCGAAAUUGGCCGGAUUGGGUCGUGCCGCAAGGCGCCAAUUAGCGGCAGUUCUUGACGAAUUUUGGGGCCAAUUGUUUGAUUUCCACGGUGAACCAACACAAGAAGCAAAGGCAAGGAAACUCGACAAGCUGCUUGGAAUUGAUUCUAAGGUAAACCCGAAGGCAUCAAAGGUGGACAACCAAAGUUUAUACGAUUCUUCAAGGCAGCAGAGUGUGCAAACUGGUAUCGACUCAACUUAUGCGGUUCACCGUAACCCGUCCGCAUUGUUGUCGAGCCAAAUGCAACUACUAGAUGCAUAUGCGCAACGUUCGAACCUCAAUGUGAUGGACCCAAGUGAGAAACGCUACCAUAGCUUGCGUCUUCAAUCGUCUUCUGGUGGUCUACGAAUCCCGCAAGCAUCUGGUGCAUAUGAUGACCAGCCAGCCACGGUUCAUGGGUAUCAGAUCAAGUCAUAUAUGAACCAAAUGGAGUCAUUAACUCCUAAAUCCCCAUCACUUGGUUCAUCAAACUACAAAGCUCCUUAUCCUUUAACGAAAGCUGCGCAAAAUGGGACGAGCCCGGCAAAGCCACCGGGGUUUCCGGAUCCUGUUGUGUCUAGGAACAGCUCAAUGCAACCCGAAAGAACACACCAUAAUCAUCCUGCUGAAGCUAUGCAUAGCACCGUUAACGAGAAGAAGUACUACAGUAUGCCUGAUAUUUCCGGGCUCUCACUUCCUCAUCGUGACGGAACUCUAGGCCGGAAAAUGCACGGGCUAUCGAUGUAUUCGGGCCCUUCAUAUAGAUCCGGGACUCCUUCCGGCUAUGCUGGUUCAUACCAGCUGAGUUCAGGAUCAGACACAUGGUCCAUUUGGUCCAGACAACCAUUCGAACAGUUUGGUGUGGCCGAAAAGGCGAAUAACAACAGUAGGUUGAGUUUAAGCACACAAGAAACUGGUUCUGGGGUUGAUUUAGAAGCAAAUCUUCUCAAAUCCUUAAGACUUUGUAUUGUGAAGCUUUUGAAGCUUGAAGGAUCAGAUUGGCUGUUUCAACAGAACAGCGGGCUCGACGAGGACCUCGUCGACCGUGUAGCCGCUAGGGAACGGUUUCUUUACGAAGUCGAGAGCAAGGAGAUGAACGGGGCGGCUCAUGCCGGUGAUUCUGGAAUGAAAAUCGAUCUCGUAACCUCGAUUCCCAAUUGUGGGGAAGGUUGUGUUUGGAGGGCUGAUCUGAUAACGAGCUUCGGCGUGUGGUGCAUACACCGGGUUCUCGAGCUUUCGCUCAUGGAAAGCCGGCCGGAGCUUUGGGGGAAAUACACUUAUGUUCUUAAUCGUCUUCAGGGGAUAAUCGAGCUAGCAUUCUCUAAACCACGGGCGGCAAUGAACCCGUGUUUCUGUCUUCAACUUCCGAGUUCAUACCACCAGCGGAGGGUGUCUCCGCCUAAAGCAGCUGCCACGUGUCUGCCGCCACCGGCAAAACAGAGCAGAGGGAAAUGCACGACGGCUGCGAGCCUGUUGGACAUAGUGAAGGAUGUGGAGAUUGCAAUCUCUUGUAGGAAAGGUCGAACAGGCACGGCGGCUGGUGACGUGGCGUUCCCCAAAGGGAAGGAGAACCUGGCCUCCGUUCUCAAGCGCUACAAGCGGCGGUUGUCGAACAAGCCAGCUGUCACUCCAGAUGGAUUAAGUGGGCCCCACAAGUCUUCUUCCUUGUCGGCAUCGUAUGGAUCGUAAUCGACCCAUAUGAUGCCAGUUUUAGAAAAGACGACGACUUUUCUUGGUCUUUUAAAAAUCAGGUAGAUCUCCUCCCUCGAUACACGUCGUCGUCGUUAUAUGAUCUGUAAAUGUUUUUACGUUGACGACAGGACAGAACAGAACGAUCUACGACGAAUUGAUGGUUGAUUUUCUUUCUUCGAUUUGAUCUUGUUUAUGAGAAAUGCCGAUAAAAAAACAAAAGUAAGGUAUCAUUGUCUUUAUAGCCAUGAUGAUUCCAUAGUUUUAGGGAAAGCUUGGUGAAAAUGAUGAUUUUGAGGUAUUUGUUUGUUGUAUGCGAUUUGAAUUUUGAUCCAAAGAUGAUGCCAUUUUAAGGGUUGUGCCAAA